Molecule: messenger RNA, 910 nt
Organism: Zingiber officinale
Lineage: Eukaryota; Viridiplantae; Streptophyta; Magnoliopsida; Zingiberales; Zingiberaceae
Product: actin-depolymerizing factor 7-like
Exons: 3
Coding region: 166-585 (139 amino acids)
Biological process (GO): actin filament depolymerization
Cellular component (GO): cytoplasm; actin cytoskeleton
Molecular function (GO): actin filament binding
Source: RefSeq, a predicted model, not a curated record
ACCUCCGCUCCCCCUUCGCCUCCACACUGCUUUCCCCUCUUUUAUGAUCUCCCUCUCGUCGCUGAUCUCCGAUCUCGAUUCCGCUUCGUGUCGGUCACUAGAACUUCCCCGACCGAUCCUCGUCUCUUCAUCAACGCCUCUGACGCCGCCAACGCUGCCGGCAACAUGGCCAAUGCAGCAUCAGGUAUGGCGGUGAAUGACGACUGCAAGCUGAAGUUUUUGGAAUUGAAGGCAAAACGCACGUACCGCUUCAUUAUCUACAAGAUUGAUGAGAAGCAGAAGCAAAUCCUUGUUGAGAAGCUUGGUGAACCCAACCUGACAUAUGACGAUUUCACUGCCAGCAUCCCUUCAAAUGAAUGCAGAUAUGCAAUAUAUGAUUUCGACUUUGUGACUGAAGAGAACUGUCAGAAGAGCAAGAUCUUCUUUAUUGCAUGGACCCCUGACACAUCGAGGGUGAGAAGCAAGAUGCUUUAUGCGAGCUCAAAAGAGAGGUUCAAGAGAGAGCUUGAUGGCAUCCAGGUGGAAUUGCAAGCUACUGAUCCCACUGAAAUGGGUCUUGAUGUCAUAAGAGGUCGUGCAAAUUGAGUAUGUGGCUUGCGCCUCUUGUUUGUGCCGUGGACUUGAUCUAUUAUUGGUUUGCCUUUGAUGGAAUCUUCAUAAUUCCAAAGUGAAGGUUAGUUGUUCCCUAGAUAGCAUUUGGGCUUGUGGUUGGGAUUCCUUAAUAGUAACUUUUUUGAAAUAUCCUCCAUUUUAACUCUCCAGUCAUGUAUUUUGUAUUCGGUACUUCUGGCAUUAGCAUUAUGUUUUUGUUUCUAAAAGCUAACGGUAUGCAACAAUUUGUGCUGUAGCUUGGCGCGUGAAAUAUGUAGAUGCUUUGAUUAGUGACAUUAUUAUUGAAACUUUACCUAAA